This is a messenger RNA of Cryptococcus amylolentus CBS 6039, 781 nucleotides long. RefSeq lists its product as hypothetical. The coding region runs from base 38 to 415 and encodes 125 amino acids. The transcript has 2 exons. The record is from RefSeq and is a predicted model, not a curated record. Lineage: Eukaryota; Fungi; Basidiomycota; Tremellomycetes; Tremellales; Cryptococcaceae.
CUGUGAUGCUCUGGAAAGUAUGAGAUAACAUCGCUCCAUGGAGUGGAACUCACAUUGGGCUCAUGGACGAGAACGAGAACCUCCCUUUCCUCUAUCGCCGCCCUACUUGUCUCCUCACUCGCCCUCCCCUGGACCCCUUCAUCCGACCCUGGUAAAACGCUCCUCAACGUACCCCUCGCCGUCCAGUACUUUGCAUCAUCGUCCACUUCGCUCGUCCUCCCAGGUAAUCCCUCACCCGCAAUCAUCCUCCCAUGACCACCCGACCCAAUCAGUUCUUGAACCCUCUGCUGCUGUGCUUUGGUCAGGGCCGUACGUCGAAGGGUGUGAAGGGAGAGAUCAGAGAGAGAUUCGCGGUCGGGCUCGCUUCUUCUACUCGGUGUUCCUGCGUCGCUUGGUCUGUGGAUGGCAGAGAUGAGAGAGCGAUAUGGUGGUGGUGGAUCGGACAUUGUGAGUAUAGGAUUUUCAGAGGAGGUCAUAUAUGUGAAGGAUUGAGAUGAGUGGCAAAUGAUAGACGCCAUCUGCCAGGGUCGUGCAUGGACGUUCCUUAUCGACGGCGCAUUGACCAACAGACAGGGAUUCGGGUAUGAGGGGACCUGAAUGGAAUACUCUGUACAUACUCCGAUACGCUACGGAAGCUGUGGGGAUGUUGGCCCUGGUACCCGACAUGGUGACACCGUUGGACAUCGGAGAUUCCCUGGAGCAGUCACAUACGUAUGAACGUAGGGCGUGUGGUAUUAUGUACUUCCUCAAAGUCAUGGGCGGCAUAGAUGCAGGUAGCGAU